Messenger RNA from Ornithodoros turicata, 2301 nucleotides. RefSeq names its product galactose-3-O-sulfotransferase 4-like. Gene Ontology annotation, biological process: glycolipid biosynthetic process. The coding region runs from base 119 to 1375 and encodes 418 amino acids. The record is from RefSeq and is a predicted model, not a curated record. The transcript has 3 exons. Gene Ontology annotation, molecular function: galactosylceramide sulfotransferase activity. Gene Ontology annotation, cellular component: membrane. NCBI's taxonomy places the organism in Eukaryota, Metazoa, Arthropoda, Arachnida, Ixodida, Argasidae.
UUCUGAAAAUGACAUCUGUCACGUCUCGGGCCCUCAGGAAUGUUAAUUUUCCUGCCAAACGUGCGAUUUGAGUUUGUGCGGUUGGCACCUUCGUUGCACAACGCCUUCCGACUCACCCAUGCGCCGUGUUUGCUGUCGGUACGUCUGGGCUGCGGCUUGCUCCUGCGUGGCUUUAAUACUCGCAGGGUUGGUUCUUAAGAGCUAUCACCACAGCCGGUUCCCCUGGAUCGUGCUCUCGACGUACCGACCCAAGCUCCAGUCGCUAGCGGCCAAUGUACCGGCACCGGCUGCGAUAGAUGUACCGGCAGCCCCGCAGUGCAAGCCUCGACGAAAUAUAUUCUUCCUGAAGACACACAAAUGCGCGAGCUCAACCGUUAUGAACAUUUUUCUCCGGUACGGAGUUACACAUGACCUGUACUUCGUGCUUCCGCGAGACAAGAAGACCAACUACGUCGGGCAUCCGCGCCUGUUUAACAGGCGGAUGGUGCUUAAUUUGCGCCCUCUCAACGUAACGUACAACAUCUUCACUCAUCAUUCCCGCUUUCAAAAGAAGGAAGUGGCUGAGGUGAUGCCGCAAGACACGGUCUACGUUACGAUCGUCCGUGCUCCAGAGUUCUUGUUCAACUCACUGUACAAUUAUUAUAACGUAAAGAAAUACCUUCACGUUGAACUGCAUGACCUCCUUCGCAACAGGACCUUGCUCAACAAGUUUAAGGAGCGCCGAAAGCGCAAGGGUGCCAAACAUGGUCAGAAUCAAAUCGGUUUCGACAUGGGACUAGACGUCAUGAAAAAUCAAGACGCGACAUCCAUUGACAAGUUCAUAAAACACAUCCAAGAAAGCUUCGACCUUGUGAUGAUCACCGAACGCAUGGACGAGUCAUUGGUACUCCUGAAGCACUUGCUGUGCUGGACUACGGAAGACAUUGUAGCUUUCAAACAUAACGCAAAUAACAAGGCGUCCUACAGUGUCGACUUGAGCGAUGACGACAAAGCUAGGUUGAGAAAACUGAAUUACAUCGAUGUGAAAAUUUACCAACAUUUCGCAAAAAUAUUCGAUCAGAAAGUUGUCGAGUUCGGCAUCGUGCGCAUGGCGCGCGAGGUUGCAGAACUGCAGCAAGUCAGUGAUGAUUUUUUCGAUGCCUGUAAGAAAUUGCAAGAAAAGCGAGAUAUUGCGAAUGUGCCGAAGAAAAAGAGGAUAUAUCUACCGCGGAGAUUCCAAGAUGUCGGUAUGAAAGAGACGUGUAAGUUGCUCACGAUGUCUGAACUCCAGUUUCACGAUUUUGUGUGGCGAAAACAGAAUGCAACGCUGCGAAGCAAGAUGUGGAUGAGUGCCGCCUUUGCGCCGCCACACCAGAAGAAGAAGAAAAAGUCUUGAGAAUGCUUCAUGCGGCUCGGCAACGACUACAAAAUGUGACGUUGUCUGUUCGUACACCUGCGUCUCCAGAUAUUACUGCUCUUUUGACCAGGACCGAAAACGGAAACCAUUUUGUCCUGCUCGUCGUAUAGUAGUUGAUAAAUCCCCGAUAUGCGAGUUUGUAAAAAGCUACGGGACAGCGUAUAGGUUUCUGUGGUUGAAACCGAUUUUAUGCAGCAGACGACAUCCGCUAUCGACAACCCGCAGGUGUAGCAGACGAAUCCGAGUGAUGUAGUGUCAACAGCCAUAAAACUUUCACUUAGGCCAUCUAGGGCAGCUGGUCGCGGUUCACCGUGUUUAAACGCAGCAAAAACACACGGGAGAAAAUAAGUACAACUUAUAGAAGCAGUUGUCCUGCCUUUGGUCAUCAAUCUAUAUAUGUUGUUCGUGCUGCUCUUAUACGUAUCUUAUAAAGUUUGCGCGCGUACAUAUUGUUGCUAACUGUACGUUGUAAACUAUAUUGCGGCAACAUUUCCCUCUCACCCAUUCCAACUGACGUCUGCCGCAACCGACAGAAACGCACGCAAAACGAAUGCUACAAUCACGUUUUGUUUCAUGAAUGCAUUCAGGAUAUCAUGCAUCGAAUGAACUUCAUGCGCAUGAUUAUUAUACCCGCUGCGUCACACAGGCUCACAAAACACCCAGCGUUCGAGGUCGCCCACUUGACAAUUCUACAUGAAGAGACUGCGUGUGACAAGAACUGCUCCUGCUUACGAGCCACCAAGACCAGCAAUCUUUGGCCACGAGAGUUCUGGAAAAGUCCUGGUCGCGAGCCAUUGCACACACGUGAGCGUAACAACGCUGUUUCUGUGGCGUCGUUUCAUUCAAUCUCAGUGAUUGCUUUUAUCCGAUAUUCUUGCAAUAAAACACGUGGGACCUGUGGUUAA